AUGCCUGGGUCCAUCUACAACUCCCUGUACACGACUUUUGUUCGUCAAGGAUUCGCCAAAUCUUUCACCCACGGCUACGCACAGUCUGUCGUAGCCGCUACACAUCCCCAUGUUCUAAACUCACAGAACCGCCCCUCCUUUGCGAGGCGGCACAGCAGCCGUUUUGGCCGGCUUCAAGCAUACCAGCAACUUCAGAGCGCCUUCCACACCAGCGCAGCUGCCUCGUCUGGUCUCCCGGUCGAGCAUCGUCACGAGAAAUCUCUCAGCCAUGGAGGGCUAGAUGCCUACUUUGAGCACCUCCAGAAGAAGGAGGCUGCUGCGGAGGGCGAGGAGGAGCUGGAGGAGGAAUGGGUCCAGUUUCAGUUCCCCAAGCGCAUCGAGUGGAAGCCAUCGCCGUCUUCUAUUCUGCUGGGCUCCGAAGGUAGGACUCAUGAUGCCGAGGCAUAUGAUGGCUCGAGCCAUUCCGGCAUUCCGGCGGAGGCGGAGGCAGCGCUGGCGCACAUCGAUGCCGCCAUUGAGAAAGAGAUUGCAGCCAGGAAAGAGUUAGAGGCUCUGGAAGAGGAGGCUCUGUCGUCCCGGACUCCAACACCUUCUCCUGCCUCCGACAUUCGCGCACGCUCCGCAACACCCAUCUCGCGAACUCUAACACCCGCGAGCAUCGCCCGCUCAGCUACGCCGCCCGUCGAUCCUCAGUCUCAGACAUAUGCCGACCAUCUGACCAAGCUAUCCGAAUCAGCUCGAUAUGCAGAGAUUCCUGCUGUGUUCGAGGCAAUGCUGGUGGCGGGCGUCCGGCCCUUGGCGACUGCAUACAAUGCGCUGCUCAUGGCCGCCAUUCACCUGCCAUCCGAGAAGAUUGAGAUUGUUUCCAAGGCUCUGGACGUCUAUGCAGACAUGCUUCGACGAAAGAUCUCACCCGACAGCGACACAUACAACAUCCUGGUUGGACUGCUUGCUGCUCGGUCGCUCGAAGUCUCAUCGCUAAAGAAGAACUUGGAGGACAAGCGACUUCGCUUUGGCGGCAUGGAUGAGCCAGGCAAGUUCAUGUUCGCUUCGCAUGAGCUUGAGCACGCUAUCCUCUCAGAAGACGACCGUCUCGACCUGGCUAUCAAGCUGUUCCAGUCGUCUGUCAUGACCGAGAAGGAUCUGUACUCUUCCGAGACUUAUCAUCAGCUCAUCUCCGCUCUGGCUCAGUCGGGUCGCGUGUCUGAUAUGCUCCAGCUGUUUGAGCAUAUGGAAAUGAACAAGGCUACCCCUUUCGCAGCUACAUUCCCUGCCAUGAUCACGGCAUUUGCCAACUCAGGGGACCUCGUCAGCGCAGUAGAAUGCUAUAAUGAGUAUAGAAAUCUCGCUAUUGCUAACGACAAGGGCGAGGCAACACUCAAGGACCGCUUGGACGCUCAAGUCUAUGCCGCCGUCAUCAAUGCUUAUGUCGUUUCAGACAAGCUGCAAGGCGCAAUGAAGUUUUACAAGAAGAUCACACAGGAGUAUGGUGCUAACGCCGCUGACAUCAAAGAUGCUAUCAUCAGCCUUGGCUUCGUGAAGGGCUUCAUUCAACGUGGCAUUCACCAGGAUGCUCUCCGCUGGGCGCAGAGCGUGGACAACGAGAUGCGUGCUCAGACCAUGGGCGAGGUUGCUGCCUUUGCAGCCGAUAACGGAGACAAGCAAACCGCAAUCGCUGCAUUCGCAAACAUUCCUCAAGGCUUCGGUGAUGUCGCAGCUCCGGCCAUGGCUUUACUGGCCAUGAGUGUCCGAGAAGGCGAUGUCGCCGAGGCUUCCAGGUAUUGGCACGUCCUCAGCAGCCCUGAGAUGAUGGUUGAUUCAUCCUUCAUCGAGCCCACCGCCAUGUAUGCCGUGGCCAUGAUUGGAUCUGGUCAGGUCCUCGAAGGUCUGUCUCAAUCAGAAGUGAUGUUCCAGAGGAUUCGCCAAUCUGCUUCUGAGAGCACUCCUCAUCUCAUGGAUGAGGUCGACGAAGCUGCAGAGUUCGUCUCGAGGUUUAUGGCUGCUCGAGGCAUUGUCGACCCCCGUGAAGUUGCUUCACAGGUCUCCUACCCGGCUCAGAGCCUCGCUACAUCACCAUACACUGCCACGCCUACCGUUGCGAGUUACGAAGAUACCUUUGAUCCUUAUGCCCACAACACUGAUUUCAAGGGCUCGUCUCUCAUUUCUGAUGAUUUGGAAGGCGCCCAUGGCCGCAAGGGUCCUAAGCUUCACGACGCACUCUCCCGAUUUCGGAACAUGCGCCGAGCUGGCCGCCACCCACGCUACAUCACCUAUGCUAAGCUGAUUUCGGCUGCUGCUCGCGACGGAAAGAUGGAUAUGUGCCACGACAUCCUCAACAUGGCCCGUGCUGAUGUACCUCUUCUACCCCAAUAUGCUGUCGUCCGGUAUGGCUGGUCUUCCAUCCUUGAUGCCAUGGUUGGUGCUUGCUUGACGCUCGGUAACCGAGGUCUCGCCGAGCAGUACCACCAAGAGCUGCUCGAAAUGGGUGCCACCCCGUCCGCCAACACUUUUGGCUUGUACAUCACCACGCUCAAGGAAUCGACCAAGACUUUCGAUGAGGCUUCUGAGGCUGUCAAGAUCUUUCAUCGCGCAAAGGCCGAAGGAGUUGAGCCUAGCUCCUUCCUGUACAAUGCACUGAUCGGAAAGCUUGGCAAGGCCCGCCGUAUCGAUGAUUGUCUCUUUUACUUCGCUGAGAUGCGUGCUCUGGGAAUCAAACCCACUUCAGUGACCUAUGGUACUAUCGUCAACGCUCUCUGCCGUGUAUCAGAUGAGAAGUUCGCCGAGGAGCUCUUCGAUGAAAUGGAGGCGAUGCCGAACUACAAGGCUCGGCCAGCUCCCUACAACAGCAUGAUGCAGUUCUUUUUGACAACCAAGCGCGACAAGUCCAAGGUUCUUGCUUACUACGAGCGCAUGAAGGCUAAGAACAUUGCACCCACUGCUCACACCUACAAGCUGCUAGUCGACACGCACGCAACUCUGGAGCCCGUUGACAUGAAUGCUGCCGAGGCCGUUCUGGAGGUGAUCCGAACUAAUGGUCAGAAGCCCGAGCCCGUCCACUACGCGUCGCUUAUCCACGCUCGCGGUUGUGUCAUGCACGACAUGGAUGGUGCACGCCGCAUCUUCGAUUCAGUCAUGAAGGAUCCCUCUGUUCAGGCCAAUGCCUCUCUGUUCCAGGCACUGUUCGAGGCCAUGGUUGCCAACCACCGUGUUGCCGAUACCGAGCCAUUGCUUGCUCAAAUGCGUCGGAAGCAUGUGGAGCUGACACCGUAUAUUGCCAACACCUUGAUUCAUGGUUGGGCAGCAGAGAAGAAUAUUUCACGAGCUAAGGACAUCUAUGGAGCUGUUGGCCGAGAGCGACGUGAGCCAAGCACAUAUGAGGCGAUGACCCGAGCCUUCCUUGCCGUUGAGGAAAGGGAAAGUGCUAAGGGCGUUGUCACUGAGAUGCUUAGCCGUGGAUACCCCAGUGCAGUUGUCAACAAGGUGCUGGAGCUGCUUGGUGGCGGGAGCCAGGAGACUGCUUCCGUUGCUUGA
Molecule: messenger RNA, 3531 nt
Organism: Phaeoacremonium minimum UCRPA7
Lineage: Eukaryota; Fungi; Ascomycota; Sordariomycetes; Togniniales; Togniniaceae
Product: putative pentatricopeptide repeat protein
Exons: 1
Coding region: 1-3531 (1176 amino acids)
Molecular function (GO): protein binding
Source: RefSeq, a predicted model, not a curated record